AUGCCACCACCGGCUUCUUCAGUGGAUUUUUCCAAUCUGCUGAACCCUCAGAACUCCGCUGAACAAGACUCCCCGGUUGCUCUUAACAACUCGGCCCCCUCCACCCCCACGGGCCAGCAAUCAGACUCUACCAUGGCCUCCUCCGUGAGCUUACUGCCGCCCCUGAUGAAGGGUGCUCGCCCCGCGACCGAAGAGGUGCGACAGGAUCUUCCGCGACCUUACAAGUGCCCUCUCUGUGACCGCGCCUUCCACCGUCUGGAGCACCAGACUAGACAUAUCCGUACCCAUACCGGUGAAAAGCCACAUGCUUGCCAGUUCCCGGGAUGCACCAAGCGCUUCAGUCGCUCUGAUGAACUCACCCGUCACUCGAGAAUUCACAACAACCCCAACUCGAGACGGAGUAACAAGGCUCAGCACCUGGCUGCUGCUGCGGCCGCUGCCGCUGGUCAAGAAAACGCGAUGGUCAACAACACGAGCUCCAUGAUGCCCCCUCCCAGCAAACCCAUCACCCGAUCUGCCCCUGUCUCGCAGGUCGGCUCCCCCGAUGUCUCUCCUCCUCACUCCUUCUCCAACUAUGCCAGCCACAUGCGUUCGAAUCUGGGACCGUACGCGCGCAAUAAUGACCGGGCUUCGUCGGGGAUGGAUAUCAACCUUCUUGCCACCGCCGCCUCUCAGGUAGAGCGCGACGAGCACUUCAACUUCAACGGCACUCCACGCGGUCACCAUGUUUUCAAUUCGCGUCACCAUGGCAGCAGAGGUCUCCCAUCGCUCUCCGCAUAUGCCAUCUCGCAAAACAUGAGUCGUUCGCAUUCGCACGACGAGGAAGACGCCUACUCGCAGCACCGAGUUAAGCGUUCAAGGCCCAACUCUCCUAACUCUACCGCUCCCUCUUCUCCUACUUUCUCCCACGACUCCCUCUCUCCUACUCCCGACCACACACCCCUGGCUACUCCUGCACACUCUCCGCGCUUGAGGCCCCUUGGCACAAGCGAAUUACAUCUGCCGUCGAUUCGCCAUCUGUCGCUUCACCACACCCCCGCCUUGGCCCCAAUGGAGCCGCAACCGGAAGGGCCCAGCUACUACAGCCCUGGCCAGGGUCACGUUGGUCCUAGCAUCACCGACAUCAUGUCGAGGCCGGACGGCACACAGCGGAAACUCCCUGUGCCUCAGAUUCCCAAAGUGGCAGUCCAGGACAUGUUGAAUCCCGCCAGCGGGUUCACCUCUGUCUCAUCGUCGACCAAUAAUUCCAUCGCCGGCGGUGAUUUGGCCGAGCGAUUCUAA
Messenger RNA from Aspergillus wentii DTO 134E9, 1281 nucleotides. RefSeq lists its product as uncharacterized. Gene Ontology annotation, molecular function: RNA polymerase II cis-regulatory region sequence-specific DNA binding. Lineage: Eukaryota; Fungi; Ascomycota; Eurotiomycetes; Eurotiales; Aspergillaceae. Bases 1 to 1281 code for a protein of 426 amino acids. The record is from RefSeq and is a predicted model, not a curated record. Gene Ontology annotation, cellular component: nucleus; cytoplasm. The transcript has a single exon.